UAACACCACAAAAACCGUAGAUUACAAAAUAUAAAGCCGAAAAUUUUGUAGAAUAUAGUUGAAAUAUAUUUAUCCUGAUAAUAAAAAAAUCUAGCAAUGCUUCCUCUAUCACUUCUGCGAACAGCACAGAAUCAUCCUAUGCUUGUUGAAUUAAAAAAUGGGGAAACUUACAAUGGUCACUUGGUCAGUUGUGAUAAUUGGAUGAAUAUAAAUCUUAGAGAAGUAAUUUGCACCUCAAGGGAUGGUGAUAAGUUUUGGAGAAUGCCAGAAUGCUAUAUUCGUGGCAGUACCAUUAAAUAUCUUCGUAUACCAGAUGAAGUUAUUGAUAUGGUCAAAGAAGAAGCAGUGGUUAAAAAUAAAGGUAGAAAUGACAUGAAAGGUGGAAGAGGAGGACAAAACCAGAGAAAUAGACCAGCCUCUCGGGGAAACUUUGGAGGUGCCAGGGGUAACAAACAAGGAGGUCAAGGAGGAAGAAAUCCUCAGCUACAGAAGCAGAAGCCAAAAUGAUUUGUAUAAUAUUGCGCGUUUAGGGUUACUGUCGUAAUUUAAGAAUUAAUAUUAAUAAAUUUCAAAUAUAUAUGAACA
This is a messenger RNA of Diabrotica balteata, 585 nucleotides long. The record is from the annotation of a GenBank genome assembly. Lineage: Eukaryota; Metazoa; Arthropoda; Insecta; Coleoptera; Chrysomelidae.